AUGUAUAAGCUUAUAUUAUUAUGUUCACUUGUAAUAUUUGCAAGUAGUAUGAGUGAGAGUGAAACACUGUUGUAAUCUCUAUAAAACAGUGAAUUUGGAAAGACUAUAAUUCAAACAAUUUAAGUUUAAUUGGAAGGAAACAGCAGUGUAGAUAAAAUAAUUGAACUCCUCACUUAAAUGAAAGAUAGAAUUAAUGGAGAAUAAGAUGUUGAGAGAUAGAAAUCAAGAGAUCACACAUAAUUCUGUGAUGACAAAUAUGAUGAAAUAUUAUUUGUUAUAGAUUCAUCAGAAUAUUAAUUAGCCAAAGAUUAAUAAACAUUGCCACUAUUCAUUUAAGAAUAAAAAAAUAAAUAGAGAUAAUUAUUGGAUAAAUAAGAAAUUGAAGAUAGAAAUAAUUAACGUAUUGCUGAAUUAACAGAUUAAAGAGAUUUAACAAGAGUAUUAAUAUAUAUAUUUUAAAUUAUUAUAGUAACAAUAUGAAUCAAGAAGAGAUGAAUUAACUAAUAUGAUAGGAGCAUUACAAGAAGGAAAAAGAAUAAUUAGUAAAUUAAGUACUAAGAAAUGGGAUCCAUUGGCUGGAACAUAUUCAUUCCUUGAAUUUUCAUAAUUUAUGUUUAAUGAAUUAGAAGCACAUUAAAAGUCUUUAAAAAAAUAAUCAAAUGGAAUUGGAUUAUUGUAUGAAUUACUUUUAGAAACUUCACAGUAAAAUUCUAAAUAUUAUUCAUUAGAGAUCCUGGAAUUUAAGCUAAUUAAUAAGGAGUAGCAAAAAUAUAAGAGAUAAUAGAUGAAUUAAUUGAAAGCAUAUUUGAUCUUUUGAAAAAGGAAUUAUUGGAAGAUAAUGCAAGAGAAUAAGACUAUUAAAACUAAAAAGAAAGAAUAGUUAUUUAAAAUAGAAGAUUAUAAGCUACUAUUGCAACAUUUAGAGCUAGAGUCUUAAUAAUCAAUCAAACCAUACUUGAAUUAAAUAAUGAUAUUAGAUUCAAUACUGAAGUAAUGCAAUCAAUUAAUAUAUAUCUAGAAAUCUACUCUUCUUAAAAAAUAAAAGGAUGAUUGGGAAAGAACUUGCGUUGAUUAUCAUAAUGGUUAUGUUGAGGCUACUAAGAUUAGGUAUAUUGUAUUAUAUAAACUCUAGAACUUAAUAAAGUGACAUCCUAACAGAAGUUAUUCAAGUGUUUAAUAGAAAUUACAACGAUUUCCCAAGUUUAAUUUAGAAUAUAACAGUCUGAUU
Molecule: messenger RNA, 1228 nt
Organism: Paramecium pentaurelia
Lineage: Eukaryota; Ciliophora; Oligohymenophorea; Peniculida; Parameciidae
Source: the annotation of a GenBank genome assembly